AUGCGAGCCGGGCCGGCGCUGCUGCCCGUGCUGCUGGGCUGCGCUCUGGCCGCGGAGCCGCGGCUGCAGCGGGGCAUGCCCAAUGUGUGCCCAGUGCUGGAGCUGGCUCUGGUGGGACACCAGGAGCCCUGCAUUCAGUCCUUCAGUCGCAUGGUCAGGAUGUGGAAGCAAGGCUGCACAAAGAGGAGGUGGUGUGUGAGCUAUGAGAGAAGGUCUGGCUACUACACCGUUUACAAGCAGGUGUACAGGAUGGAGCAGCAGACUGUCUACAAGUGCUGCCCUGGCUGGGCCCAGCAGGACAAUGAACCUGGCUGUCUGCACUUGCUGUGCACUGCUGGCUCUUGCUUCAAUGGAGGGAGGUGCUCUGAAGGAGGAUCCCAGGUGUGCCAGUGUCCUGCAGGGUUCCAGGGGCCUCGCUGCCAGUACGAUGUCAACGAGUGCACCAUGGACAACGGCGGCUGCCACGACCGCUGCUGCAACACCAUCGGCAGCUACCACUGCAAGUGUCCAGCUGGCCAGAAGCUGGGGGAAGAUGGAAAAUCCUGUGCAGACGUGGAUGAGUGCGAGGUGCUGAACGGGGGCUGCCAGCAGGGCUGUGCCAACACCCAGGGCUCCUUCCAGUGCCAGUGCCAGCCGGGAUUCCGGCUCCACGCCGACGGCCGCUCCUGCCUCGCUGUCAAUUCCUGCAGCAUUAACAACGGGGGCUGUGAGCAGGACUGUGUUCAGCUCAGUGAGGAUCACUACAAGUGCCAGUGCCAGCCAGGCUACCAGCUGAAGGCAGAUGCCAAGUCCUGUGAAGUGAUAGACCCCUGCACAAGUGGGAAUGGAGGAUGCUCACAAAUCUGUCAGAAUGAGAGAGGAAUUGCAAAAUGCGAGUGUCAUCCAGGGCAUUCUCUUGCUGCAGACAAAAAGUCCUGUUUAGACGUGGAUGAGUGUGCAGAGGGCAGGGCCAGGUGUGCCCAUCGCUGUGUGAACACCCCGGGCUCCUUCAGCUGUGCCUGCAGCCCUGGCUUCGAGCUGGGUGCGGACGGGCGGCGCUGCUACCGCAUCGAGAUGGAAAUCGUGGACAGCUGCCGGGACGGGAACGGCGGCUGCGAGCACGGCUGCGAGCACACGGCAGCGGGGCCACGCUGCUCCUGCCCCCGCGGCCACCGCCUGGCCGGGGACGGCAAAACCUGCUCAGAUGUGGACGAGUGUGAGACUGGGGAGUCCUGCUGCUCCCAGUUCUGCAUCAACUACGCGGGGGGCUACGAGUGCGCCUGCAAGGCGGGGUUCCAGCUCAGCGCCGACGGCUGCUCCUGCGACGAUGUGGAUGAAUGUCGUCUGGAUAAUGGCAACUGUGACCAUUUCUGUGUGAAUUCCCUGGGGUCCUACGAGUGUGCCUGUAAGGAGGGUUACAGGAUUGGGGAUAGCAGAUGGGCCUGCGUGGGUGUGGAGGAGGCGGAUGCAGAGGAGGCAGCAGGGCUGGCUGGUGCCCCGGGGCUGCAGUUCCGAGGGCCCCCCCAGCUGCUCCACCUCGCCCUCAGGGCCCUGGAGGAUGGAGACCCCCGAGGAGAGCUCACCCUGGUGCACAGGGUCGUGUGCCUGGGUGACACGUUUGGCCAGGACUGCAGCCUGAGGUGUGAGGAUUGUCUGCACGGGGGCCGCUGCAACAGUGAGCGCAGCGGCUGCGUCUGCCCGCCCGGCCGGGCUGGUGCCAUCUGCAACGAGACCUGUCCCCCCGGGACGUUCGGCAGAGGAUGCGCCGGUGUCUGCAGGUGCCAGAAUGGAGGCUGGUGUGACCCUGGCACGGGGCAGUGCCACUGCCCACCCGGUGUGCUGGGCCAGCUCUGCGAGGAUGGUUGCCCAAAAGGUUUCUUUGGGAAGAACUGUAACAAGCCAUGCAACUGUGCCAACAAGGGCCACUGCCACAGACUGUAUGGAGCCUGCCUGUGUGACCCCGGGCUCUACGGCCGCUUCUGCCACCUCACCUGUCCCAGGUGGGCCUUUGGCGCGGGCUGCUCGGAGGAGUGUCAGUGUGUGAAGGAGCACACGCUGGAGUGCAGCCCCAGGAACGGCUCCUGCACCUGCCAGCCUGGAUACCACGGCAAAAAGUGUCACAAAGAGUGCACCCCGGGGUUUUAUGGGGCUGGUUGCAAACUGAGGUGCAGCUGUCCUCCUGAUGUUCUGUGUGAUCCUGAGACAGGAGCCUGCAAACAUCCGUGUCCAGCUGGGUUUCAUGGAGAAAAAUGCCAUUUGUCUUGUCAGCCUGGCAGCUUCGGGAUGGGCUGCAGGCAGAGGUGCAGCUGUGGAGGAGCCCCGUGUGACCCGAGGACAGGGCAGUGUGUUUGCCCAGCUGGGAAAACUGGUGCUACAUGUGAGCAAGAUUGCCCAGAUGGCCAGUGGGGACCAGACUGCCAGAACUCCUGCGAGCCCUGCGCCAACGGGGGACAGUGCAACAGGGAAACUGGAGCCUGUGACUGUCCCCCUGGCUACACUGGGCCAUCCUGCUCUGAGACCUGCCCCGAUGGGCGCUAUGGGCAGAGCUGCCUGUGGCUGUGCAGCUGUGGCAGCAGUGCCCAGUGCCACCACGUCACUGGGGAGUGCUCCUGUCCCCCGGGCUGGACUGGCCAUGACUGCAAACACCGGUGCCCCGAGGGGAGCUUUGGCCCGGGCUGUGAGUCCAGCUGUCAGUGCCAGAACGGAGCUGCCUGCGACCACGUCAGUGGAGCCUGCACCUGCACGGCGGGCUGGACAGGAACCUUCUGUGAAAAAGCUUGUCCAGACGGAUUCUUUGGGAUUGACUGCCACCAGGUGUGCAAGUGCAAGAAUGCUGCUGGCUGUGACCACGUGCUGGGCUGGUGCCACUGCCUGCCAGGCUGGCUGGGGGAGAGCUGCGAGCAGCCCUGCCAGGAGAACAGCUAUGGGCCAGGCUGCAGGAGCACUUGUCACUGCCACAACGGAGCUCUCUGUCACCACGAAACCGGGACGUGCCUCUGCAGCCCGGGCUGGAAAGGAGCCACCUGCCAAGAAGCCUGUCCCCCAGGGUGGUACGGAGCAAACUGCCUGCAGCGCUGCCUCUGCCACGGCCAGGCCACCUGUGACCCUGUGAGCGGCGAGUGCCAGUGUCCCCAGGGCUGGACAGGGACAGCCUGUGAGCUGGAGUGUGGGGAGGGGCAGUUUGGAGAGGGCUGUGAGCAGAACUGCAGCUGCCACCAUGGGGUGUGUGACCAGCCCUCAGGGAAGUGCCUCUGCCACGCUGGCUGGACCGGGGACCGCUGUGAUGUUGGCUGUCCCCCGGGAUUUUUCGGCGAGCGCUGCGAGGAGCGGUGUGACUGCGCCCACAGCUGGUCCUGCCACCCCCAGACUGGAGUGUGUCACUGCGAGAGGGGGUGGCGAGGGAGGCACUGUGACAAACCCUGCCUGCCGGGCCGCCACGGCGUGGGGUGCGCACAGCGGUGCCGCUGCCCCGCGGGACGGCCCUGCCACCACCUGACGGGCGCCUGUGGAUGUCCCCCGGGAGUCACCGGCCACGGCUGCCACAAGGCUUGUCCAGCAGGCACCUAUGGGCAGGACUGUCAGGGAGUGUGCCAGUGCUCUGCUGAGAAUCAGGAAUGUCACCCUGUCACCGGCCACUGCUCCUGCAGCCCGGGCUACCACGGGGCCCAUUGCCACCUCCGGUGUCCAGAAGGUACUUACGGUUCAAACUGCCAAAAUCCCUGUAAAUGCAUGAACGGAGGCCGCUGUGACCCCGCAUCAGGAACUUGUGAUUGCGCUCCCGGUUUCAUUGGAGCCAACUGCAGCAAAACCUGCCCUGAGAGCUGGUAUGGGAAGGACUGUGCCCAGCUCUGUGCCUGUGGCAGAGGCCAGUGUGACCCACGGACUGGCGAGUGCACCUGUGCCCCCGGCCACAUGGGACCUGCCUGUCAGCAAGUGUGUCCCCAGGGACAAUAUGGCCCCAACUGCCAGGGGACGUGUACCUGUCAGAACGGUGGCAUCUGUGACCCUGUGGAUGGCAACUGCACCUGCGGGCUCGGCUGGACAGGAGGAUCCUGUGAGGAAGAGUGCCUCCCAGGAAAGUAUGGGGCUGGCUGCUCCCUGGACUGCCUGUGCCAGCACAAUGGCACCUGUGACAGGUUCACAGGGUGCUGCAGCUGCCCCGAGGGUUUCUACGGCCACUCCUGUGAGCACAGGUGCCCCCUGGGAUUUUAUGGGCUGGGCUGUCUUCAGGCCUGUGCCUGUAAAAAUGGAGCGAGCUGUGAUGCAGUGACAGGACAGUGCCUUUGUCCCUUGGGUUACCAUGGUGUCCACUGUGAAAAAGGCUGUGCCAGGGGCUGGUUUGGUGAGGGGUGCCAGCAUCAGUGUGACUGUGGAGAUGCUCCUUGUGAUCCAGAGACUGGGAAGUGCCUUUGCCCACCUGGGAAGACUGGAGACAAGUGUGACAUUGGGUGCAGGCCAGACAGGUACGGCCCUGGCUGCUCGCUGCGGUGCCAGUGCUCCGGCAGAUCCCGCUGCAAUCCCCACAACGGGAACUGCGCCUGCCCCGGCUCCUGGAGGGGCUCAACCUGCACAGAAGGUGGCCCUCCAAAGCUUCCUUUUUAUGAAGAACAAGCUCAAGAAAGAGGGAGUAUUUUUCCAAGAGCUCUACAACAGUAACAUUUGGACUAAUAAAUGAACUGUUUUAUAUGCACAGAAGGUAUUUGAAUUUGGAUAUGAAAACAGUUAUUCAAUUCAGCUUGAAUUGUACUGAAGUAUUCACACUUCUUAUGGAAGACUACAGAGGCCAUUUAGUAGCUGGAUCCUUUUAAAGAGUUGAAUCUGUUUCAUGUGCUCAUUCCUAGCCUCUUGCCCCUCCAUUAAUCUACUCUGGACAUUCUUUCUGGCAUUAAUAUAGUUCAUUUCUUGAAAGCCUGGACAUGUUUUUAAUCAGAGCAGCUCCAAAGAGUAUCAGGAUAAGCAGCAUGUAACACAUCACCAUGGAAUGAGCCACGCUCCCUAUCAGGGACUUUCUAAACCCACUUGACAACCAGCACCAAGUUUGAAGAGUAUUCCACAGAUUAUUUCUCUACAGAUUCAUUGCAAAAUCACAUUGCACAUGAACUAGAGGGAUUCAUCAAGUUAAUUCCUCUUUGAAUGAAAUGGUGUGUUCUAGAGAAGCAUGCAGUCUAAUUUUGAACUUUCAGCUGAAGAAGAAUCUGCUACAACCCAACAAGAGUCCUCAAUACACUGUUAAUUUAUUUAAGAGCAUCUUCUGCAUUUCUGGUGUGAUCUGACUGGAAGGUCUCUGUCUGAAUCUGUCUUCCAAAGAGCGUGGUGUCAUCUGCCAGACUCUCCUGGCACCCUGUGUUCUCACAUCUUACCAGCUGAAUUUCUCAGUGGGUUGUCAAGCCAAACUGUGCAGCACUUCUCAUCAAACAGUAUCUGCUAAUGCAGGAAAGAUUUUAUCUGGAAUAGAGAAAGCACAUAGUAAGCAAGGAGAGAUGCUUAAAGAUACUAUCUCUAGAGUUUGUGCUUUUAUUGAGCAAUUUAUUUUUUUAAUCAAGUCACCUCACAACAGUCCUGAUACCAUUCAACAGCUGCUGGUGGCCACCUCAUAAAACAGAGACA
This is a messenger RNA of Serinus canaria (Common canary), 5586 nucleotides long. RefSeq names its product multiple epidermal growth factor-like domains protein 6. The transcript is spliced from 37 exons. Gene Ontology annotation, molecular function: protein binding; calcium ion binding. Bases 1 to 4635 code for a protein of 1544 amino acids. The record is from RefSeq and is a predicted model, not a curated record. Lineage: Eukaryota; Metazoa; Chordata; Aves; Passeriformes; Fringillidae.